CUCCCAGAUUUUAAUCGGAAAUGGGUUUGUAGUGUUUGCAUCAAUCUGGUUUACUUUUCUUGCUUUCUCUCUAUUGUGUUACUCUCGACCCAUUCUGGAAAUCUUAGCCUAAUUACUCUGCUGUGUUGAUCUUCGGUGUUGGAGAACCGUGGAAAUUCAAAGAAGAUUCUUACUUUAUGAGUUGGUUCUUGCUAGGAAUCAGAUUGAUGAUUAUAAGCUCAUAAAUUUGAUAGUGAUCACAGUGUUGUAGUUUCUACAGUGUCACCGAUGCCUGCUCAUGCUGAGUUCUUGGGCCUUCGUCUAUAUAUUAAGGGUGCUUUGGCCAUGUUGAGUUCAGUUUGCAGGAACCUGCUUCCCGUUGUUUUUUUAGUUAUUAUGGUCAUCCUUCUAUUUUUUGCACUUACACAGUUUAUUUGUAGUUUCUAUUGAUGGCCAUCUUUAUCUUUUUCUAGUCCUUCUGUGCUGCAGUGGCUUUGAGUUUUUGACAUCUAUAGAUAACAUUUAAAAUACGGUUUCGAGUUUAUGUUUAGUUAGAAUUGAAGUGGUUUUAUCCCGGGGGGGGGGGGGAGUCUUAGUCCAAUGUUGAAUUCAUAGUUUCGUCCUCUGUUUUUAAUUGGUAUUUGUCAUGUUCGUACACCUGAGGAGGAUCGGUUCCCCCCCUUCAUACUGGAGUACCAAAUCAUAGGGAAAUUUCAUAGUUCUCUUUGCUUGAUUUUCCAGAGUUUCAUUUUGCAAGCUUUUGGUAUCCAAGUACUAUAUCCAUUUUUCUUUAAAAAAAAAUUGUUUUUACUUUAUGUAACAAAUCCUGUUUAUAUUUUUGCGGUUCGUGAAGUCCAAUCUUUUCUUGAAUGCCAGACAUAUGAACUUGUAGCACAAACUAAUUUCUUGUUCCCAGGUUUUAUCAGGCCCAGUUAUUAGGCUUCCUGCAGUGCUGUGACAUAGAAUAGCCUUUGUGCAACUAAUCGUUGUACCUGUAGGGGAAUGGAGGAUAUCUUUUCUCGCCUGAUAUCCUUAACUUCCUAUAUAAGCCAACGAAUAAUCGAAUUCAUAGAAGAUCUUGUUUUAGGAGAUGCAAGCAGAUGCUUAGAAGAUUCAGAGACCAAUUCAACUGAGCAAUAUCCAACAUAUGAAACCUGCAAUGAGCACGGCCUUUUCUCAACAUGUUCUGCCUCCUUAUCAAGAUACUGCAACUCCAGCAAAAACUUUGACUUUCAUGAAAGAGAUGCGUCAGAUAUCGAGGAUCUAUCAGACAUAAAUACAGGAUUAGAAGUUGUGAGAGGAAAUUACUGUAGAGGUGUCCGCUUCAUUUUCAAAGGGUUGAUGCUCCCCAUAUUUUGUCUUGAAUUUGCUUGGAGAUCAGCAAUAGCAUCUUGGAGAUGUUUAUGUUAUCAGAUGAGACGUAUGCAAGCUCAUGUGCAAAGCAUCGUAACUCGAGUGCUUAGAACAUUGCAUGGGUCUUCGGAUGACAUUGGGUGGUUGCAAUGCGCUCCAGGAAUGGCUCCAGUGAAAGAUGGUUCAGCUCACUUCAUGGAGCUGCUACACAGCAUUAGGAAUGGGGUGCACAAACUACCUGAUUCUUUUGUUUACCUGCUUAUUCCAGGACUUUUCAGCAAUCAUGGCCCCUUGUAUUUUGUCAACACCAAAAGAUUCUUUUCAAAGAUGGGUCUAGCUUGUCAUAUUGCUAAAAUUCACAGUGAGGCAUCAGUGGAACACAAUGCUUGGGAACUAAAACAGUAUAUUGAAGAGCUAUACUGGGGAGCCAGCAAGCGUGUGAUGUUGCUUGGUCACAGCAAAGGUGGAGUUGAUGCUGCCGCUGCUUUGUCGAUAUAUUCACAAGAAUUGAGCAAUAAAGUUGCAGGAUUGGCUCUAGUGCAGAGUCCUUAUGGUGGAACACCUAUAGCUUCUGAUAUUCUUCGUGAAGGACAGGUUGCUGACAGAGAAACACGGAGAAUCAUGGAGUUCUUAAUAUGCAAACUGAUUAAGGGUGAUAUGAGAGCGCUGGAGGAUCUCACCUACGAGAAGCGGAAGGAAUUUGUUAAAAACCACAAACUUCCCGAUAACAUUCCUAUAAUAUCCUUCCACUCUGAAGCAAGUGUGGCACCAGGUGUUGUUGCAACUUUGUCUCACAUUGCACACGCAGAAUUUCCUCGAUUUGGCAGUGAGGAUGAUGUCCUUGCAGUGCGAAAGGUGCCUGUUAUUGUUCCUGUCUCUGCCGCAAUGGCUCUCAGUGCGCUUCACCUGCAACUGCGGUAUGGGGAAAAGAGCGAUGGUCUUGUCACAUGCCGUGAUGCUGAAGUUCCAGGUUCCAUUGUUGUCAAGCCUGACCGUAAACUUGACCAUUCUUGGAUGGUGUACUCCUCUUGGAAUAAAGACCAUACCGAGCCUGAUGCUUGUGAAAUGUGUGAAGCUCUGUUAACUAUGCUUGUUGAACUCGGAACAUAAGUCCAGAAUUUACAAUAACUAGUGUCUGAAAGGAUGCAAUGUCAAAGGUUUUUGGUAUUCUUGUAUUCUUGCUCUGAGAACUGCUGGAAGUUGCAACAGGAAUUGGGAUGGUUUUAUGUUAUUUUAUGGGGUAAUUGGCAUGUUGCUCCAUUUAGAUGUAUCUCGUUGGCACAAUACACCCUGAAAUUAUAUUUUUGGCACUUUGCACUCUUGAAAUAAAUAAUGCUCUGCAU
Molecule: messenger RNA, 2675 nt
Organism: Sesamum indicum (sesame)
Lineage: Eukaryota; Viridiplantae; Streptophyta; Magnoliopsida; Lamiales; Pedaliaceae
Source: RefSeq, a predicted model, not a curated record